Molecule: messenger RNA, 1860 nt
Organism: Ramularia collo-cygni
Lineage: Eukaryota; Fungi; Ascomycota; Dothideomycetes; Mycosphaerellales; Mycosphaerellaceae
Exons: 2
Coding region: 1-1860 (619 amino acids)
Source: RefSeq, a predicted model, not a curated record
AUGGCCGACCACGACGGCGAUACCGCGAUGCCAGAUUCUGAAGAUGCAGCUCCUGCCAUGACGCCCGGCAGCGACGUCACAGUUUCUCGCACACUCCGUCACGCUUGCUUGGACGUGUGGGGAGCAUUGAAUCCGAGUUCGAAAGUAGGCCUGAUGCACCAGGGCAGAAGCAACAGACUUGCUGCAGCCAGCAACGUCAUCACCAGCCCCGAAGGCGCCCCUAUUGAUGCUGCGCUGUAUGUUGGUGAUAUGGAUGUCAACUUCGCACAGAUGUCGCAACAUGAGCGCUGGGACUGGUGCCGCCGUAUGUUUGAACAGGGGAAGCUUAAGCCGGGUGAUUUGGUCUUCCUCGACAACAAGGCUCUCCUUCCAGUAAUCCGGCGCACCUCCAAACGGUCCGGACGGUCCAUACCUAUCGGCUUCGAGAAGCUUCUCUCGCAUCUGUCCGAGGAUCAGCUGGAGCACUGUUCCUUCAUCAUCGCUACAUAUCCAGGUGCGCCUGGUAUGGCUGCUAUCUUGCCCAUUAGAGAAGAUCGUAGACACUUAAUUGUGGACCAAUCCGAUGCACCAAUUCCAGCCCGCUACACCGUGUAUGCAUUCCCACAGAGUCGCCUUGCUGAAGCUUUCAGAAACCUGACGKAUUCGAUUCGAAUGAGUGGCGAAUGCAUUGUACCUGGCACUGGAUACCGCUACGAUCCAAGUCAAUACCUUGUAAAGGCACCACCCGCAGCGUUUCUGGACAAUACGAACGACGGCUCUGCGGCGUGGAGAGCAUGGGAAUUCUGGGCAGCUGGAGUCAAGGCUUGUUCGUUCGCUGCUGACGAGGGGCUUUCCGUGGACUUCACAGCUGUGCCAGAGUUCGGGGACGGGAUCCUUGAGUCCAGUCUACGCUCGGAAAUCUGGCUAUGGGAGUUCAAACCUGACUUGGUCGAAGAGGAGAGUGGCAAAGUUCAAAUCAACACUGGCGCUCUAAAGUCCAAGGAGCCGGAAGUUCGCAGGAGAAGGUCAAUGAUGCACCCCAAUCGGGCCUGGGAAUGGCUGCUGUUGUUGAACCGACGCCGCAACUACUGCUACUGCCUGCCGUGCUCUGCUGUUGCCCCGUCAUGGUGGUCUGAUGCCAAGAUCAUCGAGAUCGAUCAAGCCACCAUCGCGGAGUUCAAGUUCUCGCUUAACGGGAAGAAGUGGUUUGAUCCGAUAUACAGACUGAUCACAAGCGAAUCACACAAUCGUCCCGUGAGAUCUGAGGCUCUGCUCGAUUCGCGGACGGUGCAUGACGAUGAAGCAUUCGCAGCAUUCAAUGCCGUCCCAAAGGACGUCGACGGAGGGGGGGUAAAUGCAAGAUACAAUAGAAUCAGCCGGUCGGACUAUGGGCUAGGGUGCUGGUGGAAGACUGAGCGACUCAACGACUACGCCAUGCACGCUGGCUUUGGCUGUGUGUUGCCCCUACACCAGGUCAGAUUCGCAUCAAAUGUUUUUGUACCCCGCGUUGCAGGCGCUACUGAUAAACAUGUGUGGCAUGUCAACGCCCACAAGUUGCCGAUUGCACUUCACUCUGGAGACUUUGCCCAGGACGCGCCAAUGCUUGUACUCUCGGCUUCUAGUCGCACGAUUUUGCGCAGGUCAGGAAACGACGCAGAAUCCCUUACCGUUUUCUUAGGAGACCAGCUCCGAGAGCCCCCGUUCCCGGUCCUGUUCUUGUUGGAUCUCUACAUUGGCCGUCCUGAGUAUCACGAGCACUAUCCUAGAUCUCAGUAUCUGAUCCCAUCGGAAUGCGUCAAUUUCGAAGCGAUUCGCGGUUACUGGGCUACGGAGCUCGGAAACGACGCCACGGUAUCCUCGCUUCAAGACUUCUGUGCCUAA